AGCCCGAGCGGAGCAUUUGCAGAGGGAGGGCUAGAGAGCAGGGAGAGAAAGCGCGCUGGGUUGUGGCGCUGCCUGACGUUUGCGAGCGGGCGACAGCGAAGUGCACCCCGACUCUCCGCCACGAGAGGCGAGCGAGCCAGGAGGGCGCGGGGCAGGCUAGGAGCAGCAGCAGCUCUCCCUGUGCGCUGGGAUUUGCUAUUGUUGUGAUUAUUUUUUCCCCAUACAUUAAUUUAUUCCCUCCCGCCCCCACUCUUGCCGGCUUGGAUUUUCCCUCCACUCCCCGACCCGUUUGGAUUUUGAAAGCGGUGGCCAGAAGGAAAAGGGACCCCUUCCCCCCCAUCCCUGCCCGGGGCAGGAGAAGUCGGAGCGAGCCGAGCCAGGGAUCCACAGCGGGGGUCAGCCAGCCCCCUCCCCUGAAAGGAAACUCCAGCCGCAGGAAGCCAACCCGAAGACUGGAAAAUGCAUUGAAACUUUCCGGCAAACUUUUUUUGUGUGCGCGCGCGCGUGGGUUUUUCUUACCGCCGCGGGGAAAUCUGUUACAAAUCGGUGCCGUCUGGAGCUUGGAUUGGCCCGCCGGGGGUUGGAUCGGAACCGGGCCGGACCGAGGAGGCUGAGCUUUGUGCAGGGAGCAGGAGAGAGGGAGAGAGAAAGAGAAAAGGCUGGGGCGGGGGGUCUGCUUCUUUGGCGCUUAGAGAGCCGGGCCCAUGGAGGGGUGAAACCCGAGACUGAAGAGUUUCCCCGGGCCGCAAGCUUUGCAGAAAUCGCCCAGGGGAGCGGCUCCAGGAGAGGGAGGACCAGGGCUCGGAGAAGUAGAGAGAAAGGGGAGACAGCAAAGCCUCAGCCAGCCAGCCACCCGCCUCCCCCGACCUGCUCCAGGAAUCAUGAACUUUCUGCUCACUUGGAUCCACUGGGGGCUGGCGGCGCUGCUCUAUCUCCACAACGCCAAGUUGUCGCAGGCCGCUCCGACCCUGGGGGAUGUGGAGAGGAAACCCAAUGAAGUUAUCAAGUUCAUGGAUGUCUAUGAGCGUAGCUUCUGCAGGACGAUUGAGACCCUGGUGGACAUUUUGCAGGAGUAUCCUGAUGAGGUGGAGUACAUCUUCAAGCCGUCCUGCGUGCCCCUGCAAAGGUGUGCAGGCUGCUGUGGUGACGAGGGCCUAGAAUGCGUCCCCGUGGAGGUGCACAACAUCACCAUGGAGAUAAUGAAAAUUAAACCCCACCAGAGUCAGCACAUAGUGCACACGAGCUUCUUACAACACAGUAAAUGUGAAUGCAGACCAAAGAAAGAUGUCAGAGCUAAACAAGAAAAAAAAUCAAAGCGAGGAAAGGGGAAGGGGCAAAAGAGAAAGCGCAAGAAAAGCCGGUACAAACCGCUCAGCUUUCACUGUGAGCCUUGCUCAGAGAGGAGAAAGCAGUUGUUUGUACAAGAUCCCCAGACCUGUAAAUGUUCCUGCAAAUUCACAGACUCACGUUGCAAGUCGAGGCAGCUUGAGUUAAACGAGCGCACUUGCAGCAGAUGUGAAAAGCCAAGACGGUGAGCAGUGGAGAAGAAUGGGGGACAGCCCUGUUUCUGGAGCCGGAUUUCUCGCCUGGAUGGAAAAAGAAAGAAAGAAAGAAAACACAAAAACUCUAAUCCAAAUGAACCCUCUAAUGAAGGAUCGGUAGAGCACAGCACUUUCAGUAUGGACGAUGGACUCUGGAAGGAACAUUCCCCGAGGCACCUGCCGCACAGGAUGUUUUAUUUUAUUGUUUUUUUUCUUUUCAUGCUGCUAAAUAAGAGAGCCAGGAAGACUAUAAGGGUGUGUUUUAUGGGAUUCCCAUACAUACAUAUACAUAGGUAUAAAUAUAUAUGUACAUACAUAUAUAUGUGUGUAUGUAUGUAUAUAUAUAUAUAUAUAUAUAUUAACCUAUUAUAUGUGUGUGUUCGCAAGUGUGUCUGUGUACACAUGCUGAAUUUUUUUAACAUUGCUAAUGUUAUUGGUGUCUUCACUGGAUAUAUUCAACUGCUGUGGACACAAGCGGGCUACUUGGGGCAUAAGAAACAAGCUGAGACUGGACUGUAGCAGAAGCGCUGGGGAUAGCCUUCUUAACUCUUGACUGACUUGUGCGGCUUCCAUUCUUUCUCUGUUGGGUGGGCCGUUCCACGAACCAGCUUCUCCUCCCUAGCAAGGGGAGGAGAGGAACCAGAGAAGAUGGGUAGGAGAUUCCAAAAAGCGGUGCCUUGGGGCGUUAUGUGUCAAAGGUCAAGGAAAGAGAUGGGGCACUGACCCUGCUGCAUGAUUGAGGAUUCCUUCUCUCCUCCUUUCCUCCAACCUUCACCCUUACUCUCUCACGACCUGCCUUGCUGGGGGAUGUCAGUGUACGUUUUGCGUUGAGUUGACUUGCUGUAGAAACUCUACCAAGAGUACAGCCUGGCCUUAAGGAUGGUGGGCAGCUGAGGCACGAACCGUUCCCUGUGAGGAAGUAUCACAGUACAAGAAUCUAUCUUUCUCGCCCUGGUGGCUGUAUAACAACAGGAGACUCACAGGGCCCUGAAGCAAGAAUGGGGGCUUGCGCAAAGCUGGGCAGCCAUUUCACACUGCUCGGUUCUUGAACAAGUGCCGCCACUGACAAGCAUCCAAGAUGCUGGUGGAACACUUCUGCAAAGGGAUAUUAAUCAAGAGUAUAUACACAGUAGGGGUGUGUCUGUGUGUGUCUGUAUAUCUAAUUAUCUGUACUUAUUUUAUAUAUACAGCCAAGAUACUCAAAAUUACUUAGCGAUUUGGGGUGCUUUCUGAGGCCUGAUUUUUCACCUGUUCCCAAAAUAUCAGGCUUAAGGAGCAUCAAAUUGGGUACCCAUCACGUCAAAUCACUGCUUUUUUGAAAAUCUUGGCCAUCUCUCUCCUGAGCUGUAAUAGGCGCCAGUAUACACACACACCCACACACCAAUGAGUGCUUGUAUGUCUGCGUGGAAAUAUAUUACCAGCUCUGUGAUUAAAAAACAGUAAUCAAAAGGAUACUUGGUUUGUGUCAGAAUGCUGCCAGCCACCACCUUCAACUGAACUUCCAACGCUUAAUAAUGUGCCAAAUGCAAGCGUCCCAAAAGACAAGCCAGUCUAAAACCAGACUCACCACAAGUGACUACUAACCACUAGGAAUUCCCCAGCCAACUGAUGGCUUUCAGGAGGAGGAAAACACGCGGGUACGUGCCUGCAUCCAUCAUGUUUAUACUCACGCUGCAUCAUGCUCAAGACAGAGCCUUCGGAGGCGGGAAGAGAAAGUGUUUUAUAUACUUAUUUAAUAUCCCUUUUUAAAUUAGAAAUUAAACAAAUAAUUUAAUUAAGAGUAGGGAUUUUUCAGUAUUCCUUGUUAAUAUUUAAUUUCAACUAUUUAUAAACCAUACCUCCUUUUUUUAACUGAUUUAUGUAUAAGUUUAACCCUUCUAUGCCCCAACCCAUCUCUCCCCAAUUGUUGGCAGACUCAGUAGCAUGUUAUAAGUAGUAAUUUAAUUGAGUUUCUCUUAACACCCACCCCUACACAUUCCUAUUGAGACAAGGGUUAGAUAUACAUCUACAUACUAUAUAUAUAUUUGGCUAUAUGUGUGUGUGUGUGUAUAUAUAUAUAUAUAUAUAUGUCUAUGUAUAUGUGUGAUUCGGAUUAAAUAGACACUACGAUUUUUUUAUAUAUGUAAAAACAAAAAACAGGAACAAUAGAAAAUUCUACAUCCUGAAUUUCUCCUUUUUAAUUUUAAUAUUUGUUAUCAUUUUAUUUAUUGGUGCUACUGUUUAUCUGUAAUAAUUGCGGGGGAAAGAUAUUAACAAAUACAUAUUGUGUCUAGUGAAUUUUUUCAAGAUAUUCCUUAGUACAUAUUUAUUUUUUAAACAAACAAACACAAAAGUACAGAUAUAUCUUAAAAAAACAACUACAAUGAUGACAAACAAACUUUUUUUGUAUUAAAGAAUUUAAUUCUGAUCUUGAUUUUCUUUGGCUU
This is a messenger RNA of Pelodiscus sinensis (Chinese soft-shelled turtle), 3967 nucleotides long. NCBI's taxonomy places the organism in Eukaryota, Metazoa, Chordata, Testudines, Trionychidae. The record is from RefSeq and is a predicted model, not a curated record.